UCAUCGUAGUGGUAGUCGUCGUAGUAGUUGGGCAUUUAAUGCGAAGUCAGUUCGACGCUUGCCCCGAUCGAGCCGCGCGACUUUGACCGUAUACACACAUUAUACAAAUAUAGCGAAUCGGCCCUCACACGUGCCCCGUGCGCCGUCAUGGAUCUGUUGAAUUAUUUUUACAGUUUCGUUGCUUGGGUAUUGUCGCUCGGUGGUUUAAUCGAAAUACCUCCACCGACAUUACCGACGACGACGACGACGACGACGUCGCCGACGAGUCAGGUUGACAAUGGAACUAGACCAAACAUAAUUGUCAUUAUGGCCGACGAUGUGGGCUGGAACGACUUCGGCUUUCACGGCUCGAACGAGAUCCCGACGCCGAACAUCGACGCGCUCGCUUACAGCGGAGUCAUUCUGAAUCGCCACUACAGCCUGCCCACCUGCACACCGUCGCGGGCCUCGUUUCUGACGGGCCGUCACGCCGUCAGAAUGGGUCUGCAAGGACUGCCGCCGAACGUGGCCGAGCCUCGGGGCGUAUCGCUGCGCGAGAGGCUGCUGCCCGAGUACCUCAAGGAGCUGGGCUACGUCACGCGGCUGCUGGGCAAGUGGCACCUCGGCUACUACAGCGACGCGCACCUGCCCACCAGCCGCGGCUACGACUCGUUCGAGGGCUAUUACGGCGGCUACAUACGCUACUUCGAUCACACCGUCACCAAGAACAAACACAGGGGAAUCGAUUAUCACAGGGACGAGGCGCCGGACGAAAUACGGCCCUACAAGGACGAUCGAUACGUGACGGAUUUCAUCGCCACCAGAGCGGAGGAAAUAAUACGGGCGCACCCGGCCGAGCAGCCGCUGUAUCUUCAGCUGUCGCAUCUGGCGGCGCACGCGAGCGAGGGCGCCGAGCCGAUCGAGGUGCGAAAUCUCACGGAGGUCGACGCGGAGUUCGGCCACGUGCCCGAGCCCAACAGGAGGAGGUACGCCGGAGUCAUCGCGGCCCUGGACGAGUCCGUCGGCCGAGUAGUGGCGGCUCUGGCCGAGGCCCGACUCCUGGAGAACAGCCUGAUCGUGUUGCUGUCGGACAACGGGGCACCGACCGCCAUAGCGCCCUUCAAAAAUCACGGCUCCAACUACCCGCUGCGAGGACAAAAAGCGACAGUUUGGGAGGGCGGCGUACGAGUGCCGGCGCUCGUCUACUCGCCGCUGAUAAAAAAAUCAUCGCGGGUCUCGCAGGACCUGUUUCACAUGACCGAUUGGUUUCCCACCCUGCUGUCGGCGGCGUCCGCCGGCGAUGUCGCGGCGCGAGACUCGCUCCAGCUGGACGGUAUCGAUCAGUGGCCGACUUUGAGCGGCAGCAGUAACGACGACGACGAGGACGGAUCCGAGACGAAGCGUCGCGAGGCGCUGCUCGUCAACAUCGACGAGGUCAUCGGACCCGAAGCCGUCAUCGUGCAGCAGUACAAAUUGAUUCGAAAUGUGCGCAGGUACAAGGAUUACUACGGGAUCGACGGUAACGUCUACUCGCCCAAGGAGUACGACGUCGAGGGUGUCCUGAAGUCGCCCGCGGCCCUCGGCAUUCGAACCUUGGCAGCGAACGAUCAGCUGCCGAAGGACGGGAAAAUUAUCCAGCAGCUGAGGACGAAGGCUCGCAUCGCCGACUGUCGGCCGAAGACAUCGAAUUAUACCGACUGCGAGGAUCAUUGUUUGUUCGACGUGAUUCGCGAUCCCUGCGAGACGACUGAUUUAUCGAAAAAAUAUCCCGAGAAAGUCACGAUACUCGACGCCUACAUGAGGGACUGGCGCGCCGUGCUGUCCAACCAGACCAACACCUACAUCGAUCCGGCCGGCUAUCCGGAAAAUUUCGACGGCUACUGGAUGCCCUGGCUCGAUCGCGAGUACGAGCCGCCCGCCGAGCGCAACGCCUCGAUAUGGUCGCCCGAGGUCUUCUGCGAGGGCUUCCCAAUCGACGAUCCGAGAAAUUGCCUCUAAACGCCACUUCAAGCUUGUUGUUAUGCCAUAUACAACUGUCUCGUAUAUUCAUGCCAUCUGUAUAUUCCUGAGAGAAGUGUGCUCAAUAUUUUAUGGUUAAUUUUUGGCCAACGAAAAAGUUUCUUGAACAUAUGGAGGCAUUAGAACCGAAAGUUUCAAGUGGAUGAAGGACGGAUUUUUCAUACUUGUAACCGUACUUAUACAAUUAUUUUUACUUUAACACUUGCAGAUUUACAAAAUGAGAUACUCGCCAUCUAGCGGCAAAGAGUUGAAGUGGUAUUAUUGUAUUAGAAGUGAUUAAAAAUUGUUCUAAAUUUUUUUAAAUAAUUGAAGUGUCAUAGUAAUAAUCUACUUAAUAUUUGUGACAUUAUUGUAACAGUAAAAUCGUCAAAUACAAGACAAUUAAUUAAUAUUUAUCAACUUCAAAACAUUGUGAAUCUUGAUUUUUUGGUCAUUAGACCAUUUUUCAUGAUGAGCCUUUCUACCAAGGAUUCGAGU
This is a messenger RNA of Trichogramma pretiosum, 2475 nucleotides long. RefSeq names its product arylsulfatase B-like. The record is from RefSeq and is a predicted model, not a curated record. The transcript is spliced from 7 exons. The coding region runs from base 148 to 1977 and encodes 609 amino acids. NCBI's taxonomy places the organism in Eukaryota, Metazoa, Arthropoda, Insecta, Hymenoptera, Trichogrammatidae.